Hemiscyllium ocellatum (epaulette shark) is the source of this 4187-nucleotide messenger RNA. RefSeq names its product calpain-3-like. The record is from RefSeq and is a predicted model, not a curated record. Gene Ontology annotation, cellular component: cytoplasm. NCBI's taxonomy places the organism in Eukaryota, Metazoa, Chordata, Chondrichthyes, Orectolobiformes, Hemiscylliidae. Gene Ontology annotation, molecular function: calcium-dependent cysteine-type endopeptidase activity; calcium ion binding. Gene Ontology annotation, biological process: proteolysis; negative regulation of apoptotic process. The coding region runs from base 103 to 2442 and encodes 779 amino acids. The transcript has 23 exons.
AGACUAGAACAGCCAGGAAGGCUGAGAGAGAAUGACCCGGGGAGAGAGCCAAGGCCGAUUCUGGAAAGUUCAACAGAGUUUUGAAACAGUGUGAUUGUUACCAUGCCUCAUGUCAUCAAUUCACCACCAGUCCAGAGUCAAUCCAAAAUGUUUGGCAAAGCUGCUUUGUAUCCUAUCAUCAACCGUAACAAGUGCAUUAAAUGUGACAAGAGUGAAGUCUUUCAGCAGUUGAAGGACGAGUGCCUGAGAAAAGGUGUCUUGUUUGAAGAUGACGACUUCCCUGCUAACGAGUCCUCACUUUUUUACUCUGUGGCUGUCCCUUUCAAGCUGGAGUGGAAAAGACCCCCAGAAAUCUGUGAGAAUCCAAAGUUCAUCAUUGGCGGAGCCUCAAGAACUGAUAUCUGUCAAGGAGAUUUGGGUGAUUGCUGGUUCCUGGCUGCCAUUGCAUGUCUCACUCUUAAUGAGAAGCUGCUGUACCGGGUCAUCCCUCGCGAUCAAUACUUUACAGAGAACUAUGCUGGGAUCUUCCACUUUCAGUUCUGGCGUUUUGGUGACUGGGUGGAUGUCAUUGUUGAUGACCGAAUUCCCACGUUCAACAACCAGUUGGUUUUUACCAAAUCUGCUGAGCGAAAUGAGUUCUGGAGUGCUCUGUUGGAGAAGGCAUACGCUAAGCUGCAUGGAUCUUAUGAAGCACUGAAAGGUGGCAAUACCACAGAAGCCAUGGAAGAUUUCACUGGUGGUGUUACUGAAUUCUUUGAGAUAAAGGAUGCCCCUAAGGAUCUGUUCAAGAUCCUAAAGAAGGCAACAGAGAGAGGCUCCCUUAUGGGCUGUUCAAUUGAUGAAAGUAUAUUUCAUGGGACUGGUUUUAUGCAAGAAGCACAGAUCCAAAGGUUUCUGUCUCGCUGUUUAGUCGCUGCAGGUGGAUCUAAGGCCAAAGUUGAUGAUCAGUUCAAGAAUUUUGAUGACUUUCCUGUCAGGUCUUUUGUACCUCAACAGUUUGAAACACGAACAGCCAGCGGUUUGGUCAGAGGACACGCCUAUUCUGUAACCAAUGUGGAUGAAGUCACUUAUAAGGGUCAGAAUGUGAAGUUGCUGCGUUUGAGGAAUCCAUGGGGAGCUGUGGAGUGGAAUGGAUCCUGGAGUGAUAAGGCCCGGGAGUGGUCUGAGAUUGAGAAGACACAAAAGCAACGACUUCAGCAUCAAAUGAAAGAAGACGGAGAGUUCUGGAUGUCUUUUGAUGAUUUUAAGAGGAAUUUCACAAAGCUGGAGAUUUGUAACCUGACACCAGAUACACUGGGUGAUGACAAGCUCCAUAAAUGGACAGUAUCUAUCAAUGAAGGACGAUGGGUAAAAGGCUGUUCAGCUGGGGGCUGCCGUAAUUAUCCAGACACAUUCUGGACGAAUCCUCAGUACCGACUGAAACUCUGUGAGGAGGAUGAUGAUCCUGAAGUUGCCGAGGUCCUCUGCACAUUUGUUGUUGCUCUAAUGCAAAAGAAUCGGCGGAAGGAACGCAGGAUGGGUGUCAACUUCCAUACCAUUGGAUUUGCUAUUUAUGAGAUGCAUGGCAAUAAACAACACCUUCCCAAAGAUUUCUUCCUCUACCGGGCGUCUAAGUGCAGGUCUAAUUCAUAUAUCAACCUGCGUGAGGUAUCGCAACGUUUCAGCCUCCCCCCAGGGGAAUAUGUCAUUGUCCCUUCAACAUAUGAUCCUCACCAAGAAGGGGAAUUCGUCCUUCGGGUCUUCUCAGAAAAACCAAACCUGUCAGAGGAAACUGAGAGCCACAUCAUAGAUGACAACCCUAAGCCAAUCAUCUUUGUUUCUGAUAGAAGUAAGAACACUGUAGACUCGAGGACGGCGAAGGAGAAAAAAGCAGAAGACAUGAGAAAAGCCAAGCCUUUGUCAACAAUAGCUCAGGAGGAGACUGAGGAAGACCUCCAGUUCCGCCGUAUUUUUGAACAGAUUUCAGGAGAUGACAUGCAGAUCUCUGCGUUGGAAAUGAAGAAUAUCCUAAACCGUGUUGUUAAAAAACACAAAAUGAAAACCGAAGGGUUCAGUCUUGAGUCUUGUCGUAGUAUGGUUGCCCUCAUGGAUACAGAUGGAUCUGGAAAGCUUAAUUUGAUGGAAUUUAAGCAGCUCUGGAGUAAGAUUAAGAACUGGCAGGAAAUAUUUAAGGAAUAUGACAAGGAUAAUUCUGGCGUAAUUGACAGCUAUGAAAUGCGCACAGCUGUGAAUGAUGCAGGUUUCCGCCUGAACAACCAACUUUAUGAGAUCAUCUCCAUGCGCUAUGCCAAUGAAGAUAUGAAUCUGGACUUUGACAGCUUUAUCUGUUGUCUUGUGAGACUGGAGGGAAUGUUCAGAGCCUUUCGUGCCUUUGAUAAAGAUGGAGAUGGAAUCAUUAAACUCAGUGUCCUGGAGUGGCUGCAACUCACCUUAUAUGCUUAAACGUCUCAGGAUGUCUGGUGGCUUACAUGCCUGGCUAUUACCUCAAGCUCAACACCGAAACCUCAACAGCAGAAUAUGCAAAGCCAGUCUCUUCUAUACCUGAUGACAUUCAAUGGUGCUUCAGGAAUCUGGGUGGAAACUAGCCUGUUAUUUAUUGUUCAAUCAGCAUGUCUUACUGCAACUUUGUGAAUCUUUGCUAGGAUGAGAAUACAGGUUUUCUUUAUCUCUCUUGUAUGAUUUUACAAUAAAACCCCCACUCUAGCCUAUUUUUCCAGUGAGCUGGUAGGUAGACACAUUGCCUGGGUUAACAUUGAGUAAAAGAUUCGAUCUUCACUGUUUGGUUUGUGACUGUCACUGGUUUCAGUAUCCCAGAGAAGGGAAAUGAUGUCCACAGUUUCAUUCAGUUAGCACUGCUUUAUCAGUAAUGUUUGAAAGAUAAACAUGGAAAGAAGGUUAUCUAAUUUUAUCAAUUGGAUCAAUGGACUGAAGAGUGGCAGAUGGAGUUUAAUUUGGAUAAAUGUGGUAAUAAAAAUAAGGAUAGGGCUUAUACAAUUAAUGAUGGGGCCCUGGGUAGUGUUGUAGAAGUAGAGUAUCAUGGGGUUCAGGUAUGUAAUUCUUUGAAAUUUGCAUCACAGGUAGACAGGAGAAAGUGAGGACUGCAGAUGCUGGAGAUCAGAGCUGAAAAUGUGUUGCUGGAAAAGCGCAGCAGGUCAGGCAGCAUCCAAGGAGCAGGAGAAUCGACGUUUCGGGCAUGAGCCCUUCUUCAGGAAACCUCCUUCCUUCAGUGUUAGGACUUUGGUGAGGCCUCUCCUAGACUAUUGGGUACCAUUCUGUCACCCUGUUAGAGGAAGAUAUUAAACCAGGGAGGGUUCAGUAAAUAUUUACCAGGAUGUUGCCAGGAAUGGAGGGUUUGAGAUAUAAAAAUAGACAGGAAAGGCUGGGACAUCUUUCACUGGAGUGUAGGAGAUUGAGGGUUUACCUUAUUGAGGUUUAUAAAAUCAUGAGAGGCAUAGAUAAGGUGAAUGAUAAAGGUCUUUUCUCUAGGAUGGGGAGUUCAAUACUAGGGGGCAUGUUUUAAGGUAAGAGAAGAGAAACUUAAAAAGGAGCAACUUUUUUACACAGAGAGUGGUUGAUUUUGGAAUGAACCGCCAAAUAAGGUAGUGGGUGUAGGUAGAGUUACAACAUUUAAAAGGUACUUGGAUAAGUACAUGAAUAGGAAAAGCUUUGAUGAAUAUGGGCCAAAUGAAGGCAAGUGGCACUAGUUUAGUUUGGGAACAUGGUCGGCAUGGACUGGUUGGACCGGAAGGUCUGUUUCUGUGUUUUAUGACUCUGCAGCUGAAUAACUAGUGUCAAGCCAUUAAAUACUCGAGAAUGCUUGAGGAAGCAUUAACUAAAUUAUUUGCAAGCUUCUAUGUACAUUUAUUAUCCAGCAGACAAAUGAUCAACAAUUUCGCCCUUCCACUUUAUCCCCAGUAUGUGCCUAUUACAGGAUCAGGUUCAACGAGGUUAGUACUGACAGUGGAUUGCAAAUAAUGAUAGCCCCACACCAAACUAUUCUCUGAACUGAUACAGUGAAUGGCCCAAUUUUAUACUCCUGCUUAGUAGUUCAAGAAGGCCCACUACCUUUUCGGGGUAACUAAUUCUUUUACAGGCAGGAACAGCUUCUCUCUAUCUAUCUAUCCAACUCAAUUGUGAUUUUGAAAAUUUAGCUUGUCAUUUUUUAGCCUAUUUCUGUGCAAGGAGAA